CUGGUAUUGGCUUCCCAACUUCUGUAACUUUUUAUUUGAAAUCAGUACGUUGCUAUAAAGUAUUCAGUGCGUCUACUUUCAUAGUGGCUAUACAUGUUGCUUUAUACCCCAAAAGCAGGCCCAUCAACCAUUUAAUUCUUCAUAGAUCUCGGCCUUUUAAGAAAAUUAACACUCUCUUUGUCUCUUUACGUACAAAACUGUAAAUUAAAGCUUUUAUAAUCGAAAAAUGUCGAAGUCCGACAUUACCGAAUCAAGUCUCAUCCACAAGGUUGAAGAACCCCAUUAGAGCAGGUUCAUAAGAAGUGUCAGAUGGAAGAAACCAUAAGAGCAGCUUCACAAGAAGUGUCUAACGAAUUCAAAACUCUUGUUAAAGUAGAAGAUUUGAAUUCUCUUAGACAUUUGCAGCAUCUCAUGUAUGUAAGCUUUUGAAGUUUCUCAUUUUUGUCCUAAAAUUGGUAUCAAUUAGUAAUCUUGGUCUAAGACUCUCUCAAGCUUAAUCUAGUUAGAUAAAGUGAUAACAAUUGAUGAAAAACUGGUGGAAUCUAAUCUAGCGUCUUAACAUUGAUCACACUAGACUCCACCGAUGUGAGUUCGUUAUAUGCGGUUGCGGUUAAUGGUUACGGUGUUUAUAGGUGGUGACAAGUCUUUUGUUUGAAUCUUUUUCAUCUUUUUAUAUCUUGGUGACUUGGUUUAUGUGAAGAACUUGAUAUGUUGCGCCUCUGUCUUAGAUUGGGGAGGCUACAGGAUAGCAAUGCAGUUCUCUCCCAUUACAACGAAUUUGCAGAGAAUUGCUUUAGUGAUGUAUCAUUGGAAUUCGCUAGAAGUACCCGUCUUUUGAAGUCGAUGAAAGCAGACCUCGAUUACAUCUUCUUGAAACUAAGGAGCAUUAAAAGUAAGAUUCUGGCUACGUAUCCAGACGCAUUUCCAGAUGAUUCUACUAGUGAUGCUUUUGAUCGACGGCCCGAUCUCGAGUUGCCUCAAUAAGCAUUCAGAACACUCAGAUGUGUAUGCUUCUCGACCAUAGAAACCUCAAUGAUAAUCUGGAGGCUUUUUUUUGUUUGCUUCACUUGACAGAGAAAUAUUAGUUUUUUUUCCUUUCCUAGAUAGGUUUCAUUUCAAGUUUCAUCAUGUGUAUUACUUGAUGUGUUCUUACUUCUUACAUAUCGUCUAUAUAUUAAGAGAUUUGUUGGAGAAGGAUAUAUUAACAAGUUGUAUAGUGGUUAAGGGUUUGAUUGUUUAACACCGUAUGCUUAGAGUUGAAAAUUUUGACCGUAGAAUUAUAUGUACUGCCCAUGUUUAUUAGCUUUUUUGAAAAAAUCAUUCGGAAAAUUGUUAAUAUUUUACUUUGUUCCCGAUCAUGCCUUCUCACAAUCUUUUUGUGUUCAUAAAACCCGUUUUCGGAAUUUUUUUGCAAACAGAAAAAAAGUAUUGGCCAAUUUUGUAAAUCUUUAAAAUUUAAAAGACAAGUAAAAUCAAAUUGUCAUGUAAGUUUUGCUCCACAAUAAUCCAUAAUCUCCAAAUUAGUUUCAUACACACAUUAAUCGGAAAAAGAUUAAAAAUACUCUAAAAAUAACAAAAAAAAACUCUAAAAGCAAUACUUAUAUCAUAGGUUAAAAACCAUCCUAUAUCAACUACUACAGCCUUAGUUUUUGUUUACCCUCACGCAAAAACAAAAACCGAACCAUGAUGACUUAAUCUUUUUCAACACAUUUUUUUUUGGUAAAGUUGUGCUUGUAUCAUAGGAAAAAUAUCUUCAACAUUAUUCCAAUCUUUUGUGUGAUUAUUUCAUAAAGAGAGUAAAAUAUGGGAUAAAUCCCUUUACUCAACAGGAAAUCAUCUCAAUCUUUUUUUAUAUAUAUUGAAUAAGGGAGAUGAGUACCAUCACUUUUCACAUUGGCUCUUUUAUCAUGUAUGAAUGACGAGUCAAAUUCUUUAAAUACUAACUAUAUUGAUGAGGUAAAAGGAAGAGCGCAUAAAUUAGUCCAGACCUUUAUGGAUUAUGUUGGAAACAUGGUCAUCCUUUGGUCUAUCAGUUAGCCGUCUAGAUUUUUCAUUAGUCAGAUUUGAAUGAAUUUGUAGCAUUACUCAACCAUUCAAUAAUCUAGAGAAAAAGAUCAUAAUUUCCAACAAAAAUUUAUGACUCAAAAAACGAAUCAAAAGAAAAAUAAUGACUCUCUAAAAGAAGAAAAGAAAAUAGUCAGUAACUUUCUCUCCUAGACUUAAACGUUACUAUCUCGAGGCUUGGUUUAUUAAUAGCACGGUUGGUAAAAAAAAUUCCUAAUUAACAAAAGAAAAUUGAUUGUCGACGAUUGAUUGGAUGGGUGUCACCUAAUAUGGGUUGGUACAAACUCAACACUGAUUGUGCAUUUCGAGGAAAUCCGGACCUAGCAUGUGCAGGUGGCGUGUUGAGAAAUAGUGAUGGGGAAUGGUGUGGUGGUUUUACCGUUAAUAUUGGGUGAUGUUCAGCACCACUAGCCGCUGAGAUGUAGAAGGUCUCCUAGAUCUAGAAAAGGAGUCAGAGAUGGUGACUGGGUUUCUGAAGACAAGGUAGUUCUUGGUGCAUUAGUGUCAUGGUUUUCUUGUAAAGGAUUAUACAGUCCGGAUUUCUCACGUGUAUAGGAAGGCUAAACGUCUAGCGGAUGGGUUAGCAAACUAUGUGUUUUCUAUACUUUUAGGAUUUCAUGUUUUUGUUUCUGAUUCCCAUUUGUUGAAACGAAUAUAAGGGAUGACGUUAAUGGUACUACGUGUCCAAGACGAAUCCAUUUGUAAUUUGUUUUCUAUUUUGAUUAAUAAAUUUUGCGAGUUUUUCGGAAUACUUACCUUUUAUUUUGUAAUUUUGGUGCUUUUUGUAUGUUUUUUCAAUUAAAUAUUUGUUAUACCAACAUAACAUAACUAAGGAAAAUAUGAGAUUAUAAUGGUGCAGCAAAGGCAUGGGGUUCUUCACAACUGAAUAAUACAGUCUCUCCUUUGAUAGCUGAAACUAAAGCUCUAUCAGUAGCAAUGCAACAAGCUUGGUGUCGUGUUUCUCAAAUGUAAUAUUCGAGGGAGAUUGUGAAGUUCUCAUCAACACUAUAAGAGAUGCACAUCAAAGAAGGGAGAUCACUAAUUUGUUACAGGACAUCCAAUUAUGGACAACAAAAUUUUCCUCGGUUCUCUUUGUUUUUAUUAAACGAUCUUGUAAUAGCAUAGCAUUAUUUAGGAAAAUUAAAUAAUUCUCAAGAUUCUUUCUUCUCUGCUUCUGUAAAUCCGCCAUUAUGGCUAAAUGAACUGUUGUAUAAAGACCUUUCAAAUUAAUAUAAGUGAUGUUUGACAGAGAGAAAAACAACAACCAUGUCUCUAUUAUGUAAUGGGCACUUAGAUAGAUCAAUUGAUUGUAAAUUUAAAUUGUACCACACGGUAAAAUUUUCUAUGAAGAAAAUGCUUAUAUUAAAGGAAAAUAUAUUAGAAGCAUCUUCUAAAGCGGUAUAAAGUCUUGUUGAACAAAAAAGUAGAAUAUAGGUGUUAAGAAAGGAAAAAAUAACAAAACUAGAACAAUUUUUCUAAUUUAUUUUCAAAUCUACCACAUUUACCUUCACCUUUUCAUCUAUACCGCAUUUGGCUUGUAUAUUGUCUAUUUUAUCCUCACUGUCUCUUUCUUUUUUCUAUCUCUCUUUCUCUCUUUUUUUUUGUUUACUUCUUUAUUUCAUUCACAAUCCAAUUUUUUUUGUCUCUUUCUUGUUUCAUAUGAUUUUUUCAAAACACAAAAUCUAAAUUUGAUUUACUGAAAAUGUUUUUUCUCUCACGUCAUGUCCAUGUUCCUAACUAGAUUCCAAAUUUAAUCCUUGAUUCAUUGUUUCUACUACUACUUCUCUCUUGAUUUUUUGAAAACUAGUGAUUAUCUAUUUCGAUUUUUGUUGUUGUUCCUAGAAGUGUCAAUUGGGCUGUCCA
This is a messenger RNA of Arabidopsis thaliana (thale cress), 3927 nucleotides long. Its product is annotated as kxDL motif protein. The coding region runs from base 709 to 984 and encodes 91 amino acids. The record is from RefSeq and is marked reviewed. NCBI's taxonomy places the organism in Eukaryota, Viridiplantae, Streptophyta, Magnoliopsida, Brassicales, Brassicaceae. The transcript has 3 exons.